This is a messenger RNA of Aedes albopictus (Asian tiger mosquito), 2382 nucleotides long. Its product is annotated as lipase 1-like. The record is from RefSeq and is a predicted model, not a curated record. NCBI's taxonomy places the organism in Eukaryota, Metazoa, Arthropoda, Insecta, Diptera, Culicidae. The transcript has a single exon. The coding region runs from base 585 to 1550 and encodes 321 amino acids.
ACUUCACAACGGAUGUGUGAAUCAAAUGAAAGUACUGGUAUGUCAAAUGACUCAACUAACAAUAACAUUAGUUACAUAAUGUUUCAUAAACAAUUCUCUAUGGGACGUUUUACUUAAAUCACAAAAAAAAUGUACAAUGUUGCACACAAACGAAGUCAAAUGAGAAUUAAUGGCGAAACGAAUGUCUCACAUUGAUCAGCUACCUACAGUUUCAGUAGCCAACCAAAUCAAAAUAGAAUCUUCACGCCCUGUAAUCACAAUCCAAGCGCAAACAUACGCAUUCUGUUUGUCCGUCAUUUGAUCAUCAACUGUAAUGCCCGUUGUGUGCAGUUUUCUGUUACUACCGUUGUUCCUGUUUAUUUCACCCGUGUCACCCCUCGAUCAAAAUUGGACAAGAUAUUUGGUAACUUCAACAGGCGGCCUAACUUUCCUGGCAUCUCAAAUCACCUUGAUUCCGCAUCUUUCAGCGCCGAUCGAUCGAGAAGCAUGGGUACCCAGCUGAACUCCAUUCCGUCACCACCAAAGACGGCUACAUUUUGACCAUAAGUCGCAUUCCGUCUCCCCGGAAAACCCCCAUUCUCCUGAUGCACCAAGUGUACGGCUGCUCCGUGGACUUCACCAUCCUAGGACCCGGGAAAGCCAUCGCUCUCUUAGCUCACGAUCAAGGCUACGACGUCUGGAUGGGCAACGUGCGCGGCAACAUGUUCUCGCGCGAUCAUGUCAGCUUGGACCCCAACAAGAGUGCCUUCUGGAAGUACAGCUACCACGAAAUUGGAUCCUUCGACGUCCCGGCCAUGGUAGACUACAUUCUGCACCUGACCGGGAGAAAGCGACUGCACUACAUCGGCCACUCGCAAGGUUCCGUAGUGUUCCUGGUGAUGACCUCGAUGCACCCGCAGUACAACCAGAAGAUCGCCAGCGCACAUCUAUCGGCUCCCCCGGCAUUCCUCUCCAGAUCAACAGCCCCGGUAACCUCCAUGAGUGGCGAGAUCCUCUCCGCCCUCCUGCUAAUGGACAGCUUAGGUGUCCACAGUAUCGGCGAUCGGUUCAAUAGUGAACCGCUGAUGUACGUGAAGCGUGCCAUCGAUGCGAGCGUCAUCCGCGAGGAGUGGAUCAUGGAGACCGCGUACUAUCUGGCUGGCGAAGAUCGCGAAGGCUUCAACAUGUCCGUUAUACCGGACCUGACAGCGGCCUUUCCGGCAGGUGGCUCUCUGAGACAAUUCACGCACUACGUCCAAUGUCACCGGUCCGGGCGUUUCGCCCAGUACGACUAUGGACGGGAGGGGAACUUAAAACGGUACGGACAUUCGACGCCGCCGGCUUAUCCGCUGGAACUGGUGACGGUCCCGGUGGCGAUGUACUACGGAAGUAACGAUCAGUUUGUGGCGGUGGAGGACGUGGAUCUGCUGGCGAAAAAACUGCCCAAUGUGGUGCUGAAGUAUUUACAUCCGAAUCCCAAGUGGAACCAUAUUGACUUUCUGUACGGGAAGGAGGCUCCGGAAGUGUAUCGGAAACUGCUGGGGCUGAUUCAUUCCUACGAAAGACGGUGAUGUGGUGGACAUCUUCAAUUACUAUUUGAAACCGUUACCGUUGUGCUUCACGUUUCAGUAAGUCAAUAACCUUCACCAUGCUAUUUCGAAAAACUUUGUUUUUUUGGACAUUUGGAUACAAAUUUCGUCUUGAAUUCACUGAUUCUUUUGUUUGGCAUUACAUUACAAUUAUGUAUAAUGAAACUUUAUAAACAAUUCCUUGCCACAACACACGAAUCGUGUCUGCAGUUCUUCAAUCUCGCCCGCGUCCCACAGGUGCCAGAUUGUUCUGCACCUGGUUCUUCCACCUUACACUUCCUAUAUUACGUAUGCUUCCAGUUUUAGACACCUUCCGGAUGCUAGGUUCACCGUAGAUUGCAGCGAGCUCGUUGUUCAUUCUUCGCCACCAAACACCGUGCUCCUGCACACCGCCAAAGAUGAUCCUAAGCACCCGUCCAUGAUUCCCUCCGUCCGUGAUUUUCCAUAGUUCUCUGCCGUCGAUACUGUCGUAUGCCGGCUUGCAGUAGAUGAACCUGGUGCGUUUGGUUUGGAGGAUAUACUGCAAGGUGAAGAUGUGGACCACUGUCGAGCGGCCGUCAAUGAAGCCGGCUUGAUAACUUCCCACAAAACUAUUUACUUCAGGUGGAAGGCGACGGAAGAUGUUCUAGGAUAUCACUUUGAAGACAGUAUUCAAAUUUGUGAUCGAUCGGACGCUCUCACAAUAAACUGAGAACAUUUGUAUCAACCCAUUGUACGGACUCUUCUUAUUAAAUAUUGAGUUAAACAUAUGAAAGUCCUUCGAUGUAGGCUUCAAACGUACUGGGAUAUCUGUUUAGUCCAGCCCCAACUGCUU